AUGGCGAAGCUCUUCAUCGGAGGCCUUGCCUGGCAUACUACCGACGACACACUUUACGAAGGGUUCCAACAGUUUGGCAAGAUCGAAGAGGCUGUUGUGGUCAAAGAUCGAGAUACCAACCGGAGCCGUGGAUUCGGGUUCGUGCGCUUUGCGACAAAGGCGGAAGCCGACGAGGCCUUGCAAAAGAUGAACAACACAGAGUUCGACGGUCGUUUGAUUCGAGUAGAUCACGCUCAGGACAACAGGACUGGUGGCGGUGGUCGAGGCGGUGGAUUUGUUGGAAGAGGUGGAUACACGGUGCCAAUGGCGACGCAAGGAGGGUACACACAGCCCGGAACUCAAGCACGGGAUCCGAACACUCUUGGUUAUGGCCGUGGCGUCACAUAUGCUCCCUCCUGGGGACAGUACAAUGCGCAAUACCAACCACAAGGGGGGCCGUACGCCGGUGGCCAAUCUCAAGGCGGCAAUGACCCUUAUGGGCCACAAGGACCCUAUCGCCAAUAG
Molecule: messenger RNA, 504 nt
Organism: Capronia epimyces CBS 606.96
Lineage: Eukaryota; Fungi; Ascomycota; Eurotiomycetes; Chaetothyriales; Herpotrichiellaceae
Exons: 4
Coding region: 1-504 (167 amino acids)
Molecular function (GO): RNA binding
Source: RefSeq, a predicted model, not a curated record